CAAACAAACGCAGAUGCAUUGGCCGAAACGGUUGAGAACAAAGACGUUGGAGUGUGAAAGUGUAGUAUUUUGUGAUUACAGUAAUCUUGCCUUUCUUCUUGAGGCCAAUCCCGUCCACUUUAACACAUUUCCUGUUUGUGCUCGGGGUCCAACCAGCGGAGUGGAAGAGAAGAAGCUUGGUAGAGUUAAGAUGGCGGCGUGUGGGUGAGGAGGCUGGGAUCUAAACUCGAGGGUUUUCGCCAUUAAAACGAUUCAUAUGAAUCAACAUAUAUACAGUCAUCGAAAGAACAACAAUUUUCACAUCUUUCACACGUCUGUGUGUGACUUUGGAUUGACCCCAUGACAUCUAUACACUUCGUGGUUCACCCGUUGCCGGGGACAGAGGAUCAGCUCAAUGACAGGCUCCGCGAGGUCUCGGAGAAACUCAACAAGUACAGCUAUAACAGUCAUCCGCACCUUAGUCUGCUGGAGCAGGCCACCCUAAAACAGUGUGUUGUUGGUCCAAACCAUGCCGGAUUUCUCCUUGAGGAUGGACGCGUGUGCAGAAUCAGCUUCGCUGUCCAGCCCGACCGCCUGGAGCUCAGCAAACCGGAUGGCGGCGAUGUUUCAAAGUUGAGCAGUGGUUCAGGGACAGGAAGGAGCUCCAGGCCAGGCAGGACUAGUGAUCCGCCCUGGUUCCUGUCUGGCUCUGACACACUGGGCAGACUGGCAGGCAACACCCUGGGGAGUCGCUGGAGCUCUGGUGUGAACGGAGGCAGCGGAGGAGGCGGAAGUGGAGGUGGAGCUGGGGGAGGCGGAGCCGGGGGUGGCAGUAGUAGUGGUGGUGGCGGCAGUGGCGGCACUGGUGGUGGAGGCGGAGGCGGUGGCACGUCGGGGAGGUCGUCGACGGCAGCGCGUGAUUCCCGCAGACAGACCAGGGUGAUCCGUACAGGAAGGGACCGUGGUUCGGGCCUGCUGGGUAGUCAGCCUCAACCGGUCAUACCAGCUUCGGUCAUCCCUGAAGAACUUAUCACUCAGGCCCAGGUAGUCCUUCAGGGCAAGUCCAGAAGUGUGAUCAUUAGGGAACUCCAGCGGACCAACCUUGAUGUCAACCUCGCCGUCAACAACCUGCUGAGCCGGGAUGAUGAAGACGGAGAUGAUGGAGACGACACAGCCAGCGAGUCCUAUCUGCCUGGAGAGGAUCUGAUGUCCUUGUUGGAUGCAGACAUUCACUCCGCCCACCCCAGUGUGAUUAUUGAUGCUGAUGCAAUGUUCUCUGAGGAAAUCAGCUACUUUGGCUACCCCUCUUUUAGACGCUCCUCGCUGUCACGCCUGGGAUCCUCCAGAGUUCUCCUUCUUCCCUUAGAGCGCGACUCUGAGCUGUUGCGCGAGCGCGAGUCCGUGUUGAGGUUGCGCGAGCGCCGGUGGCUGGAUGGGGCCACGUUCGACGCGGAGCGAGGCUCCACCAGCCGCGAGGGCGAGCCCAGCUUGGACAAGAAGAACAUUCCGGUCCAGAGCCCUGUCUCCUUGGGAGAGGAGCUCCAGUGGUGGCCUGACAAGGAUGGUGUGAAGUUUGUGAGCAUCGGUGCCAUGUUUUCAGAGUUGGUGGCUGUCAGUUCCAAAGGAGAGCUGUAUCAGUGGAAGUGGAGCGACCCUGAACCCUACAGGAAUGCUCAGAGUUCUUCCGUUCACCACCCGCGGGUGUCUUUCCUGGGCUUGGCCAAUGAGAAGAUCACCCUAUUGUCUGCCAAUAGCAUCAGAGCCACUGUAGCCACAGAAACCAACAAGGUGGCAACCUGGGUGGACGACACACUGAGCACAGUGGCUUCUAAGCUGGAGCACAGUGCUCAGGCAUUCCCUGAGCUGCAGGGGGAACGUAUGGUGUCGCUGCACUGCUGCGCGCUCUACACAUGUGCUCAGUUGGAGAGUAGCCUCUACUGGUGGUGUAGCGGGAGUGUUCAUCAAAGUCACACGCAAAACAAUAGGGGUGUUGUGCCUUUUAGUCAACGGAAGAAGAUGCUUGAAAAGGCCAGAGCCAAGAACAAAAAGCCUAAGUCCAGCGCUGGCAUCUCCUCGAUACCAAACAUCACCGUGGGAACACAGGUGUGCUUGAGGAAUAACCCCCUCUACCACGCCGGCGCCGUGGCCUUCUCUGUCAAUGCUGGGAUUCCCAAAGUGGGCGUCCUGUUGGAGUCCGUCUGGAACAUGAACGACAGUUGCCGGUUCCAGCUGCGCUCACCAGAGAGCCUCAAGAACAUGGAGAAGACCACGAAGACCCAGGAAAUCAAGACGGAGACCAAGCCAGAGCUGGUGAAGACUGAGAUGGGUCCUCCUCCCUCCCCGGCAUCUACCUGCAGUGAUACCUCCUCCAUAGCUAGCAGUGCCUCGCUGCCCUACAAGCGAAGGCGUUCCACCCCAGCUCCCAAAGAGGAGGAGAAGGUGAACGAGGAGCAGUGGCCGCUCAGAGAGGUGGUGUUUGUGGAGGACGUUAAAAAUGUUCCUGUGGGAAAGGUACUUAAAGUGGAUGGCGCGUAUGUAGCUGUGAAGUUUCCAGGGACAUCCAGUAGCAUGAAUAACCAGACCACUGCUGCUCCCACCGACUCUGACCCAUCAUCCCUGUUGCAGGACUGCAGGCUCUUGAGAAUAGAUGAGCUACAGGUGGUCAAAACUGGUGGGACUCCUAAAGUUCCCGAUUGUUUUCAGCGCACACCUAAAAAGCUUUGUAUCCCAGAAAAAGCUGAGAUUCUGGCUGUGAAUGUUGACUCCAAAGGAGUUCACGCAGUGCUAAAAACCGGUAACUGGGUGAGGUACUGUAUCUUUGACCUGGCCACAGGCAAAGCCGAACAGGAGAAUAAUUUCCCCACCAGCAACUUGGCCUUCCUGGGCCAGAGUGAGCGCAAUGUUGCCAUUUUUACUGCAGGACAGGAAUCUCCCAUCAUCCUUCGAGAUGGAAACGGUACAAUCUACCCUAUGGCUAAAGAUUGCAUGGGUGGAAUUCGAGAUCCUGAUUGGUUGGACCUGCCUCCUAUAAACAGCCUGGGAAUGGGAGUGCACUCUCUUGCCAACCUCCCCUCUAACUCUACAAUUAAAAAGAAAGCUGCUAUUAUUAUUAUGGCUGUCGAGAAACAGACUCUGAUGCAGCACGUUCUGCGUUGUGACUACGAGGCGUGCCGGCUGUACCUGGUGAACCUUGAGCAGGCUUUCCUGUUGGAUCAGGGCGGCCAGACCCUCCGAGCCCUUUUGGAUCAUCGCUGCGAUGGGAACCGCAACAUCCUUCACGCGGCCGUCUCUGUGUGCUUCCCUGUUAGCAACAAGGAGACCAAAGAGGAGGAAGAAGCUGAAAGGUCGGAGAGAAACACAUUUGCAGAGCGUCUAUCUGCUGUGGAGGCAAUUGCCAACGCCAUCUCCGUGGUCUCAAGCAACAGUUCUGGGAAUCGGACGGGCUCUUCCAGCAGCAGAGGACUUCGGCUGAGGGAGAUGAUGCGGAGGUCUCUGAGAGCUGCAGGUCUCGGUCGUCACGAGUCCGGCCCGUCAUCCAGCGACCACCAAGACCCCGUUUCUCCGCCCAUUGCCCCACCAAGUUGGGUCCCUGACCCUCCACCCAUGGAUCCUGACGGUGACAUUGACUUCAUUCUAGCCCCAGCUGUGGGUUCACUCACCACCGCCUCCACUGGGACGAGCCAGGGACCCAGCACCUCCACCAUCCCAGGGCCGUCCACCGAGCCAUCAGUGGUUGAAUCUAAAGACAGGAAGGCCAAUGCCCACCUGAUCCUGAAGCUGAUGUGUGACAGUGUUGUUCUGAGGCCACACCUACGGGAGCUACUCUCUGCAAAGGAUGCCCGUGGAAUGACCCCCUUCAUGCUGGCAGUCAGCGGAAGAGCUUACCCGGCAGCCAUCACUGUACUGGAGGCUGCUCAGAAAAUGUCCAAGGUGGGUGACCCGGGCAUUGCAGAGAAGGAAGAUGCAGAUACUGUGUUCACGGAAAUGAUUUGCCCCUUGGGUACCAACCCUGAUGAUUCGCCCCUCUAUGUUCUCUGCUGCAACGACACCUGCAGUUUCACUUGGACCGGAGCUGAGCACAUUAACCAGGACAUCUUUGAGUGCCGGACCUGCGGUCUGCUCGAGUCCCUCUGCUGCUGCACUGAGUGUGCAAGGGUGUGUCACAAAGGACAUGACUGCAAGCUGAAGAGGACCUCUCCCACAGCAUACUGUGACUGUUGGGAGAAAUGUAAAUGUAAGACGCUGAUCGCCGGCCAGAAGGCCGCCCGUCUGGAUCUGCUGUACAGGUUACUCACAACCACCAACCUCGUCACAACACCCAACAGCAGGGGAGAGCAUAUAUUGUUGUUCCUGGUGCAGACUGUUGCCAGGCAGAGUGUUGAGCACUGUCAGUACAGACCACCACGCAUCAGAGAGGACAGGAAUCGCAAGGCUACAAACGCAGAGGACUCUGACAUGCCAGACCACGAUCUAGAACCUCCUCGCUUUGCUCAGCUGGCUCUGGAGAGGGUCCUGCAGGACUGGAAUGCACUGAAGUCUAUGAUCAUGUUUGGCUCCCAGGAGAAUAAAGACCCACUUAGUGCCAGCAGCAGAAUUGCCCACCUCCUGCCUGAAGAGCAGGUCUACCUGAACCAGCAGAGUGGCACCAUUCGCCUGGACUGUUUCACCCACUGCCUCAUUGUCAAGUGUGCUCCUGACAUCACUUUUAUAGACACCUUGCUAGGUACACUAGUAAAGGAGCUGCAGAACAAGUACACUCCUGGCCGGAGAGAAGAGGCAGUCACUGUGACCAGGAGGUUCCUGCGCUCUGUCGCCCGGGUGUUUGUCAUCCUCAGCGUGGAGAUGGCGUCAUCCAAGAAGAAAAACAACUUCAUCCCUCAGCCUAUUGGAAAAUGUCGGCGUGUUUUCCAAGCACUACAUCCCUACGCUGUGGAGGAGCUGUGUAAUGUAGCAGAGUCGCUGAUUGUGCCUGUGCGAAUGGGUAUCGCGAGGCCGACUGCUCCGUUCACUUUGGCCAGCACCAGCAUAGACGCCGUUCAGGGCAGCGAGGAGCUCUUCUCUGUGGAACCGCUGCCUCCAAGGCCUUCUCCUGACCAGUCCAGCAGCUCCAGUCAGACCGCUGCCUCUUAUAUCAUCAGGAACCCCCAGCCUCGGCGCAGCAGCCAGUCUCAGCCUACCAGAGGAAGAGACGAAGAGCAGGAUGACAUUGUGUCAGCAGAUGUGGAAGAGGUGGUUGAAGUUGUAGAAGGAGUAGCCGGUGAGGAAGACCAUCAUGAUGACCAAGAGGAACAGGGAGAGGAAAAUGCAGAAGCAGAAGGCCAGCAUGACGAGCACGACGAAGAUGGAAGCGACAUGGAGCUGGAUCUUCUGGCAGCGGCUGAAACGGAGAGCGACAGCGAAAGCAACCACAGCAAUCAAGAUAAUGCCAGCGGCCGCAGGAGUGUCGUCACGGCAGCCACAGCUGGCUCAGAAGCAGGCAGUAGGGUGUCCUUGGCAUUUCCUAUUUUUGGCGCCAGCAGUGUUCCGGCCUUCUUUUCAGAAGAUGACUCCCAGUCCAAUGACUCCAGCGACUCGGACAGCAGCAGCAGUCAGAGCGACGACGUCGACCAGGAGACGUUCCUGUUGGAUGAGCCGCUGGAAAGGACAACUACCGCCUCUCAUGCCAACAGUGCGGCCCAGGCUCCCCGCUCCAUGCAGUGGGCUGUUAGAAACACCCCCAGCCAGAGGGCCACAGGGAGCGCUCCCUCCAGCACGUCAACACCUGCUGCGAGCUCUACAGGCCUCAUCUACAUCGACCCAACUAACCUGCGUCGCUCUAGUGCCAUCAGUUCCAGUGCGGCGGCUGCGGCGGCAGCCCUUGAGGCCAGCAACUCGAGCAGCUAUCUGACAUCUGCCAGCAGCCUGGCCCGGGCCUACAGCAUCGUCAUAAGGCAGAUCUCGGACCUCAUGAGUCUAAUUCCCAAGUACAACCAACAGGUCUACACACAAUACCCUGCUGCUGUGAAGCUCACCUACCAGGAUGCUGUGAACCUGCAAAACUAUGUCGAAGAGAAGCUGAUUCCAACCUGGAACUGGAUGGUGUCGAUCAUGGACUCCACCGAGGCUCAGUUGCGAUACGGCUCUGCUCUGUCAUCGGCUGGAGACCCGGGUCACCCGAGUCACCCGCUCCACGCAUCUCAGCACUCUGCUCGCAGGGAGCGUAUAACAGCCCGGGAGGAGGCCAGCCUGCGCACCCUUGAGGGACGAAGGAGAGCGGCUACCUUGCUGACGGCUCGUCAGGGCAUGAUGUCGGCGCGGGGCGACUUCCUGAACUACGCGUUGUCCCUCAUGCGUUCCCACAACGAUGAGCACUCCGAUGUGCUGCCCGUGCUGGACGUGUGCUCCCUGAAACACGUGGCCUACGUUUUCCAGGCUCUUAUCUACUGGAUUAAAGCCAUGAACCAGCAGACCACGCUAGACACCCCCCAGAUGGACAGGAAGAGGAAUCGAGAGAUUUUGGAGCUGGGUUUGGACAAUGAGGAUUCUGAACAUGAGAACGACGAUGACACCAAUCAGAGUUCAACUCUCCAGGACAAGGAUGAGGAUCCAGUCCCAGCUGAGACGGGUCAGAACCACCCCUUCUUCCGUCGCUCUGACUCCAUGACCUUCCUGGGCUGCAUCCCACCCAACCCUUUCGAUGUUCCCCUGGCUGAGGCCAUCCCACUGGCAGACCAGCCUCAUCUCCUACAGCCUAAUGCCAGGAAGGAGGAUCUGUUCGGUCGGCCCUCUCAGGGCUUGUACUCGUCCUCCUACAUGGCUACCAAAGGCCUGGCUGACUCAAGCAUGGACAGGAACUGCCUGGAGGUAAACAUGGGCUCCUCUCUACCCUCCCCCUCUCAGAUCCUGCCCACAAAGAUGUCUUACUCAGCCAACCUGAAGAAUGUUAUGAGUAUGGAAACCGGCCAGCGGAGCACUGGGAACGAUUCACUGGCCGAGCAGGCGCUCGAGGCUUCAAAACCGGGCCCUUCACCCCAUGACCUCGCUGCCCAGCUGAAAAGCAGCCUACUUGCUGAGAUUGGCCUCACUGAAAGUGAUGGACCCCCCCUCUCAACAUUCAGACCUCACUGUAGUUUCAUGGGGAUGAUGAUAUCACAUGACAUGCUGCUCGGCCGCUGGCGUCUGUCACUGGAGCUGUUUGGUCGCGUGUUCAUGGAGGACGUCGGAGCCGAACCCGGAUCGAUCCUCACAGAACUAGGUGGCUUUGAGGUAAAGGAAUCCAAGUUCCGUCGGGAGAUGGAGAAGCUGAGGAACCUGCAGUCCCGUGACCUGGCCCUGGAGGUGGACCGCGAUCGGGACCAGCUGAUACAGCAGACCAUGCGUCAGCUCAACACCCACUUUGGCAGGCGCUGCGCAACCACACCCAUGGCUGUGCACAGAGUGAAGGUCACCUUCAAAGAUGAGCCGGGGGAAGGCAGCGGUGUGGCCCGCAGCUUCUACACGGCCAUCGCCUUGGCCCUCCUCUCUAACGACAAGCUGCCCAAUCUGGACUGUGUUCAGAGUGUCAGCAAGGGCAUGCAGGCCAGCAGUACGUGUCAUCACGAUUACAAUUCAAAUCUGAUGCAGCGCUUAAGAAACAGAGACCGGGAAAGGGAGCGGAGAAGCGGGGGGCUUCGAGCGGGAUCUCGUCGAGACAGAGACAGAGACUCGAGGAGGCAGCUGUCCAUAGACACUCGGCCUUUCAGGCCCUCGUCUGAGGGAAACCCCAGUGAUGAGCCUGACCCCCUGCCUGCACACAGACAGGCCCUGGGUGAAAGGCUCUACCCACGCGUUCACGCCAUGCAACCAGCGUUUGCCAGUAAAAUCACUGGCAUGUUGCUGGAGCUGUCCCCCGCCCAGCUGCUGCUGCUGCUCGCUAGUGAGGACUCUCUCCGAGCCAGGGUGGAGGAGGCCAUGGAGCUUCUCAUUGCACAUGGAAGGGAAAAUGGAGCCGACAGCAUAUUGGACUUGGGUCUUUUGGAGGCUCCAGAGAAAGCACAACAGCAGGAAAACCGUAAGCGUCAUGGUUCAACGCGCAGUGUGGUUGACAUGGAGCUGGAUGACCCAGACGAUGGGGACGACAACGCCCCUCUCUUCUACCAGCCUGGCAAAAGAGGUUUUUACUCCCCUCGGCCCGGGAAGAACACGGAAGCCCGGUUGAACUGCUUCCGUAACAUUGGCAGAAUAUUGGGCUUAUGUCUGCUUCAAAAUGAACUCUGUCCAAUCACAUUGAACAGACAUGUCAUCAAAGUGCUGCUUGGGAGGAAGGUGAACUGGCAUGACUUUGCAUUCUUUGACCCGGUCAUGUAUGAGAGCCUGCGGCAGCUGAUCCGCCAUUCUCAGGCCGGCGAAGCAGAUGCAGUGUUUGCUGCUAUGGACCUCGCCUUUGCCAUUGACCUCUGCAAAGAGGAAGGAGCUGGACAGGUGGAGCUUCUGUCCGGUGGGGUCAACAUGCCAGUGACCCCUCUGAACGUGUACGAGUACGUGAGGAAGUAUGCCGAGCACAGAAUGCUGGUUGUGGCCGAGCAGCCUCUUCAUGCAAUGAGGAAGGGUUUGCUGGAUGUACUUCCCAAAAACGCCCUGGAGGACCUGACUGCAGAGGACUUCCGGCUGCUGGUAAACGGCUGUGGAGAAGUCAAUGUCCAGAUGCUCAUUAGCUUCACCUCCUUCAAUGAUGAAUCUGGGGAAAAUGCAGACAAACUACUGCAGUUUAAACGCUGGUUUUGGUCCAUAGUGGAAAAGAUGAGCAUGACUGAGAGGCAAGAUUUGGUAUACUUCUGGACCUCCAGCCCGUCCCUGCCAGCCAGCGAGGAGGGCUUCCAGCCAAUGCCCUCCAUCACCAUCCGGCCUCCAGACGACCAGCACCUCCCCACAGCCAACACCUGCAUCUCACGUCUCUACGUGCCACUAUAUUCUUCAAAACAGAUACUCAAACAGAAACUCCUGCUAGCCAUUAAGACCAAAAACUUUGGUUUUGUGUAGAGGUUCAACAUAAGAGUUUAAAAAAAGGAAUACAAUUAAAACAUGUUUACUGUUGUGUAAUAUUUACCUAGCUCCAUUUUUGUAGAUUUAUUUUUUGUCUAUACAAUUUUAUGAAAUUCGACAUACUGUCAAAAUCUCCCCAGGCAGUAAUAUUUGUUUGUGUUGUGAACACAAACGGCUUGUUAUUUUUAUUUCAAUUUUUUUUUUAAUUUUUAUUUUGUGUUAAUGAAGAGGUAUACAGUCCAGAACAUUCCUGCAUUGGCACUGUAAAACAUAAAGCCCACACCCUGCUUUAUUGGCUUAAACUUUUGCUUCCCAGGAAUGUGGUUUGACAGAAAGCUGUCUGCCGAGACCCAGCCAAAGAUGACAGCAGUAGAAGUAUUUAAAAGAAGACACACUGUGAUUAUGUUUUUUCCUUCCCUAGAAAAGUACUAUCACUGACAGUUCACUGCUGCCUUGUGGAAAGUCCUUUUUCUUUUUUCUUUUUUUCUUGUACAGGGGGAGUAGGGAAUUUCAAAAUAAACUUGGAUGCAAAUAA
Messenger RNA from Pungitius pungitius (ninespine stickleback), 9514 nucleotides. It is a transcript of the gene ubr5, whose product is annotated as ubiquitin protein ligase E3 component n-recognin 5. Gene Ontology annotation, molecular function: zinc ion binding; ubiquitin binding; ubiquitin-ubiquitin ligase activity. The record is from RefSeq and is a predicted model, not a curated record. Gene Ontology annotation, biological process: protein polyubiquitination; positive regulation of canonical Wnt signaling pathway. The coding region runs from base 340 to 8976 and encodes 2878 amino acids. NCBI's taxonomy places the organism in Eukaryota, Metazoa, Chordata, Actinopteri, Perciformes, Gasterosteidae. The transcript has 60 exons. Gene Ontology annotation, cellular component: nucleus; cytoplasm.